AUAAACUGUUCUGUCUUGAUUUGGUAAUACAUGAAGGCUAACAACAAAUCAGGUAGGGAACACUUGAACCCUCUGUCGUGAACAGAUUGCAUAAGAGCUGGACAUGUGCUAGUUAAAUAGUAAUGUGAAUUCACUCUGUCUGCGAACUGAGCACGAGGACGGUAGCUAAAAAUGUCUGGGAAAGACUUUGAAUCGCUAGAGAAGGUUCUGGAGACUUAUGUACCUGAGGCUGAACUCAGAGAAGUCAGAAGACUGCUGUUCGGAAAAGAACUGAAGAAGCUGAACCUUGCCCAGAGUGCGAUAGAUGCUGCAGUGGAGCAAGAUUUUGAUCUGAAGGGUUAUGUGUUUGAGGCUUCUCCAGAACAGCUCAGACCACCCAGAACUGUCCGUGUGGGACUCAUUCAGAACAAGAUAGUCCUACCCACUGAUGCUCCUGUGCUUGAACAGAUCAUAGCUCUGCACAAGCGUGUGGGGGAGAUGGUGGAGGUGGCGGCCAUGUGUGGGGUCAAUAUCGUGUGCUUCCAGGAAGCCUGGACAAUGCCUUUUGCAUUUUGCACACGAGAGAGGGAGCCCUGGACAGAGUUUGCCGAAUCGGCCGAGGAUGGGCUUACCACGCGCUUUUGUAUUCAGCUGGCCAAAAAAUACAACAUGGUGGUGGUGUCUCCCAUUUUGGAGAGAGAUGAGAUCCACGGUGGAACAUUGUGGAACACUGCAGUGGUGGUGUCCAAUAAUGGCAAUGUUCUAGGCAAAUCACGGAAGAAUCACAUUCCCCGUGUGGGAGACUUCAACGAGUCAACAUAUUACAUGGAAGGGAACACCGGCCACACUGUAUUCCAGACACAGUUUGGAAAGAUUGCUGUUAACAUCUGCUACGGCCGACACCAUCCUCUCAACUGGUUAAUGUACAGCGUACAUGGGGCUGAGAUCAUCUUUAACCCUUCGGCCACAGUUGGAUUGCUCAGUGAACCAAUGUGGCCGAUUGAGGCCAGAAAUGCUGCCAUCGCAAACCAUUGCUUCACCUGUGCUAUCAACCGUGUGGGAACGGAGUAUUUCAAGAAUGAGUUCACAUCUGGAGAUGGAAAGAAAGCACACCGUGACUUUGGCCACUUUUAUGGCUCCAGCUAUGUAGCUGCACCUGACGGCAGCAGAUCCCCAGGAUUAUCCAGAACCCGUGAUGGCCUGCUGGUGACAGAGAUGGACUUGAACCUAAAUCGCCAAGUUGCAGACAAAUGGAAUUUCAAGAUGACUGGGAGGUAUGAAAUGUAUGCAGAGGAGCUCAAAAAAGCCGUCCAGCAUGACUUCAAACCCAACAUUGUUAAGGAGUGAGUUUAUCAGGAAAACACGAGUGCCAAAAGCCCUUGAGAGGAACCGCACUUUCAGCUGAAAGCCAUGCUUGGCAGAUGCAGGAGAACCACAUUAUGUAUUAGGGAUAAGUUCUUGAACCUCUACUUGAAUUUCACAAAAUAACUCAUAUAAUUUAUAAUCACUUCAUUUUUCAUUGUUGGGUGUAACUAAUUACUGAGUAAUUAGUUACUGUAAUUUAAUUAUGUUUCCCUUGAAAAAGUAAAGUAAGGGAUUACUCUUUUUUUCUGUAAUUUAAUUACAGUUACUUAUGUAAUUGAACUUAAUACGGUGUACUAUAGAACAUUUAUAAACAAUACAAUAGUGGAUUUAACAUCAAAAUUUAAAGUCUAAAAGUCUUAAAAUACAUGCUUUUUAUGUACCCUUCUCACUUUAAAUACGUUGGCGAGUUAAUAAAAGUAUUGGUAACACUUUAGUGUCCAAUUCUCACUAUUAACUUCUUGGUUAUUAGCAUGAAUAUUACUAGGAUAUUGGCUGUUUAUUACUUAAAAAGCACAUAUUAAUGUCUUGUUCUGCAAGACCUUAUUCUAAAUCCUUAAUCCUACCAAUUUCUUAAACUUAACAACUACUUUACUAAGUAUUAAUAAGCAGUAAUUAGGAGUAUACUGAGGCAAAAGUCAUAGUUAAUAAUUAGUUAAUAGUGAGAAUUGGACCCUAAUCUAAAAUGCGUCAGGAUUUAUAAAGUUAUUAGUAAUAAGUAAUAAAAUACUUUUUGGAGAGAGUAAUUUGUACAGUAAUCUAAUUACAGUGUUGAAAAUGUAAUUAGUAACUAGUAAUUAAUUACUUUUUUAGAGUAACUUACCCAACACUGCCAUUUUUAAGGUCAAUAAUGUAAGGAUGCAUUUGAAUAAAAUACAAAUCCAACUUUUAUUCAUUUUUUAAAUGCAACUCUACAUUUCAUAAAAAUAAAGUUUGCCAUGUCAACAUUCCUUAUGUUCUUCAAAAAAAGAGAAAAAAGCACAAGCUGAUGUAGUUGGACACCUGAUGUCUUAAAAAUCAAAGAAAAAAAAAAACAACAACAAAUUAACAUUUAACCUGAAUGAUCAAAGAUUAAAUAACAAUUAUGGCUGGUGGAAUAACAGUGCAAGCAUUUCAUUUGCCAGCCAUUGUGUCAAAACCAUCGACAAUUGAACCACUGAGCAGGCGUAGUGUUUACAAGAUAGCAAACAGCAAAGCAUUCAUAACACUGUGUUCAGACCUUUUUAAACGGUGCACAACACCUGACGGUAAAACUCUUAACCCUAGUGUUCCUGUUCUCUCUCGGAGGAAUUAAUAAAGUGUAGGUACUACGAAUUACGCCAACACAAUAUAAUCAUGAGAAUUUAACAACGUAAUACAGUAAAUUACACAGAAACAGGUCUAAUACUGUACUAGUGCUAUGAGCGAGUUUAAAAUGUACUUUAUGAUCAAGGUUUUGCAGUUCAGUCGCCCACAAAGCAGCAAACACUCUCUUGCUACUCUACAUGAGGUUAUGACAGACGUCCAGGUGAUUUUGUUCUCGAGGAAACCCCUGGAGAAGUGAAUCUACACGUAUUGCACCUAUGAAACUUUUUUCCCCGACAGUGGGAUAUAAUUUAACAUGCUGGAUUUAUCAAAUCUUACCUGAGUUUUUAAAAACAGCUUUUCUCUUUUACAAUAAUUAAAACCUUUCAUUGUAUUAAUUAAGUGGCUUCCAAGAGAAAAAUAAUAAAAUCAAAAAUCAACACAA
Messenger RNA from Onychostoma macrolepis, 3070 nucleotides. It is a transcript of the gene upb1, whose product is annotated as ureidopropionase, beta. The record is from RefSeq and is a predicted model, not a curated record. The transcript has 10 exons. The coding region runs from base 172 to 1326 and encodes 384 amino acids. Gene Ontology annotation, molecular function: beta-ureidopropionase activity. Lineage: Eukaryota; Metazoa; Chordata; Actinopteri; Cypriniformes; Cyprinidae.